Phaeodactylum tricornutum CCAP 1055/1 is the source of this 3492-nucleotide messenger RNA. RefSeq lists its product with no specific name. The transcript has 5 exons. Gene Ontology annotation, cellular component: membrane. Gene Ontology annotation, molecular function: ATP binding; ATP hydrolysis activity; ABC-type transporter activity. NCBI's taxonomy places the organism in Eukaryota, Bacillariophyta, Bacillariophyceae, Surirellales, Neidiaceae. The record is from RefSeq and is a predicted model, not a curated record. The annotation marks the transcript as partial.
GGCGCCCCUGGAAGCGGAAAAAGUACACUCCUGAAGAUGAUCGCUCAGACACUGCACAAAAGCAAGGAUCAUCGGCAAACCGGAACUGUCUCGAUCACUGGUGUUUCACCCGCAAGGAAUAUUAUAUGGUCAAAUCUUGUUGCCUAUAUUGAUCAGAUUGAUCGCCUGCAUCCGUAUCUAACAGUUUUUGAAACUUGCGAAUUUGCUUGGCGUUGCCGCUCAGGCGGAACUCAUCGCCGCAUCUUUCAAGGCGACGGACCAGAUGUCGAUGAUAUGAUUGCCAAACUCGACGACGAGCUCACUGUCAUCAACAAAAUACUGGAGGCUAUGGGUCUAGCGCGCGUGAAAGAUACCUUCGUGGGCGAUCAAGAAAAUGUUCGAGGCAUCAGCGGUGGGGAAAAAAAGCGAGUUACCGUCGCUGAAAUGCUGUGCGUAGGAUCUCCCAUUAUAUGCUGUGACGAAAUAAGUACUGGUCUGGAUGCCGCAACGACAUAUGACAUAACAAAAUGGAUGGGAGCGGUGACCCGUAUCACGGAGACUAUCAAACUGGUGUCGCUGUUGCAACCUCCUCCAGAAACGGUCGCCCUGUUCGACGAAGUGAUACUGUUGAGUAAUGGCAAGGUGGUUUACAGUGGGCCUAUCGACGAGGUGAUUGACUAUUUCUGCAAUCUUGGGUACGAGAUUCCGGAAAGAAUGGAUGUGGCUGAUUGGCUCCAGGCGCUUCCCACGAAAGAUGGUGUGAAGUUUAUACGAAAAGUCGGCAGCGAGAUGAUGAAGCAUUUGUCAACCGAUGAGUUCGUUGAGAAGUUUUACUCUUCUCCGCGUGGCAAUAAAAUUCUGGAACGUUUGAAUGCACCAUCGAGAGACGGAGCCGACAUGGUGAAGACAUUGGGGGGCAAGAGGUUUGAAAAUUCUUCCUUUGCUUCCUUGAGACUAUUGAUCCGUAGAGAGCUGAAGUUGUGGUGGCGUGACAAAUAUCAGAUCAAAGCUACCUUGUUAAAGUCUCUCAUUAUGGGAAUUGUCGCUGGGACCUUGUUUUGGCAAUCGGACAGUCCAAAUUCGAUCGUCAGCAUCUUAUUUCAGUCUAUGUUCUACAGCUGCGUUGGGGCUAUGACUUCGAUUGUGAAACAAUUUGCAGAACGACCUAUUUUUUACAAGCAGCAAGAUGCAAAUUUCUUCCCGACAUGGACGUACGUUGUUGGCCGCAGCGUUGCGAGUGUACCGACGUCGCUCAUUGAUUCUGUCGGCUAUGGAACAAUCAUCUUUUGGUUCGUUGGGCUAGCCCACAACGAUGGCGCUACUGUUGGCAACUACUUCAUGUUCCUGCUGCUCUUGUUUGUUGUAUCAUUGACUGCGGUUUUCUUCUUUAGCGUAUUUUCGGCUUCAGUGAGUGUUGUGACAAUAGCACAGCCGUGUCAGGCGAUAACAAUGCUUGCUUUUAUUCUCUUCAGUGGGUUUACGGUUCAACCGGAUGUCAUUCCAGUAUACUUUAUUUGGAUUUAUUGGAUAAACUUUUUUGCCUGGAUCCUUCGAGGUCUGGCUGUCAACGAGUUUGAUAGCGGGAAAUACGAUGACGAGGCGGAAACUAGUGAAGGUCUCACUGAGGGGGAACUCAUCCUCACCCGGUUUGGCUUUACAAUAAAUGAUGACCCUUUCUCAAGGGAAUGGGUAUGGUGGGGGUUGCUGUUUGCGGUCGGCUGUACGUCGAUAUCGUUGUUUGUCUCCACUUUCUUUCUAGACCGAAUAAGAUUUGCUACGGGGGCAUCCUUAGUUACAGAUAAAGGAAGCGAUGAAAUUGAAGAUCUGGGUCGAGAGGAAGUGUACAUCCCUUUUAAAAGAGCUAAACUGACUUUCCGAGACGUGCACUACACCGUCACUGCCUCAACGUCCGAAGAAAAGCUUGAGCUACUGAAAGGAGUCGAUGGUGUCGUUGAAGCGGGAUUGAUGACUGCGUUGAUGGGGAGUUCAGGUGCGGGAAAGACGACGUUGAUGGAUGUUCUGGCAAUGAGAAAGAGUUCAGGAGAAAUAUCAGGAGACAUCCGAGUGAAUGGACAUUCCCAAGAAAAGCUCUCAUUUCGAAGAAUGAUGGGAUACGUCGAGCAAUUCGAUACACAGACGCCACAGCUGACAAUUCGAGAGACGGUUUCAUUCUCGGCAAAGUUACGUUUGGAAGAGAAAGUUGCAGCAGUUGUGCCGGAUAGUAUGGAACAGUUUGUUGAGCAGACACUCCAUACACUUGAGCUGACCAAUAUCCAAGAUCUUCAGGUGGGGUCAGACGAGACUGGCGGGCUGUCAUUUGAGCAACGCAAACGUCUUUCCAUUGCCAUUGAACUUGUGGCCAAUCCUUCAAUUCUUUUCUUGGAUGAACCAACCAGCGGCUUGGACGCUCGAGCGGCGGCGAUCGUGAUGCGAGGCUUGAAGCGAAUAGCUUUGAGCGGACGAAGCGUUUGUGCUACAAUUCAUCAGCCUUCCAUCGCUAUAUUUAACGAGUUUGAUCGUCUUCUUCUUCUGAAGCGUGGAGGUGAGACAAUUUUCUUCGGAAAUCUUGGAGAGAACAGCUGCAACCUUAUCAGCUACCUCGAAGGAUACGAGGGGACGACUUGUAUUCAAGCUGGUGAGAAUCCAGCUACAUGGAUGUUGACGACGAUCGGCGCUGGUAGUGCCGCGAACCCCCAUAAACCCUUCGACUAUGCAGGAAAAUACCAAGAGUCCAAUCUCCGUCGAAAGUGUCUGGAUCAAAUCGAUAGUAUUUGUGCAUCUUCGACGCCUGAAGGCAAAGUUUUGUUCGCUGGAAAAUACGCUGUAUCCGUCAAAACACAAUUUUAUGCAGUGUUGCUCCGCACUAUGAAGGUAUAUUUCCGAUCCCCAAGCUAUAACGUGAUCCGUGUCAUGGUAUCCGGCACAGUAGCCCUUUUGUUCUCAAGCGUGUACGCGUCCCAACGUGUCCCUGGAGAUGAAGCGGACAUGAAUUCACGUGUCAACUCCCUUUACAUUGCUGUCCUUUUUCCUUGCGUGAAUGCACUAAAUUCUGUUUUACGCGUUUUUGAAGUGGAACGCAACAUGUUCUAUCGUCACAAAGCCGCUAGCAUGUAUGAUUCUCGAGCCAUCACGCGAGCGUACACUAUUGCUGAGGUUCCAUUCGUUUUCAUUGCUUCGCUUGUUUUCAGUAUUCUCUUUUACUUCCCAAUGGGCUUCGCGCUGGAAGCAGACAAGUUUUUCAUCUUCUUGCUAAUCAUAUUCUUGACGAUCUCGACCUUUACUUUUACGGGUCAAAUGCUUAUCGGUCUUUUCCGUGAUAGUCAAACGGCUCAGGGAUUUGGUGGACUCUUCAUCACCUUUACCUCUCUCUUCUCGGGAAUCUUGCUUCGACCGGACGCGAUCCCCAACUUUUGGAUCUUUAUGUAUUGGCUUAUGCCCGGGCACUAUAUUUACGAGGGGCUGAUAAUGUCCCAAUUCAAUAAUGACAAUUCGCCAAUUGUGGCUUCCGUUGGA